Molecule: messenger RNA, 2517 nt
Organism: Spathaspora passalidarum NRRL Y-27907
Lineage: Eukaryota; Fungi; Ascomycota; Pichiomycetes; Serinales; Debaryomycetaceae
Gene: TOM40
Product: Tom40p
Exons: 1
Coding region: 24-1169 (381 amino acids)
Biological process (GO): protein import into mitochondrial matrix
Cellular component (GO): mitochondrial outer membrane; mitochondrial outer membrane translocase complex
Molecular function (GO): transmembrane protein transporter activity
Source: RefSeq, a predicted model, not a curated record
AUAUAGAGGUAACUUAAAUCACAAUGUCACAAUCUACCCCGGUCGCUCCAUUAAGUUCUGUGGUGCACACAUUACCUAGUUUAACCACCGAACCACCAAAGGCCGGAUUAUGGUCUUCCAAUCCAGUCUUCAGUUAUAUCAAUGACGUUUACACCACCAUCAGUGAACAUCGUGCUCUGCUUGGAUUGAACAACCCAGGUACCAUCGAAAACUUGAACAAGGAAGUUGCCCGUGAUGUUUUCUUGAACCAAUAUUUCUUCACUGGGUUGCGUGCUGAUUUAAACAAGGCCUUCUCCAUGAGUCCAGCCUUCCAAACAUCCCACACUUUAUCCAUUGGAUCUCAAGUUUUGCCAACCUAUGCAUUCUCAGCUUUGUUUGCUACUGACGACUAUUUCGUCCAAGGUAACAUUGACAAUGAAUUGUCCUUUUCCGGUAGAAUCAACUAUGGUUGGGAUAAACUGAACAUCUCCAAAUUGACUUUACAAUUGGCCAAUGGACAACCAGCCAUGGUUCAAUUAGAACAAGAUUACCAAGCCAAUGAUUUCUCCAUCAACGUCAAGACCUUGAACCCUAACUUCUUGUAUGGUGGCUUCUCCGGUGUCGCCGUUGCCUCUUUGUUACAAUCCUUGACUCCUAAAUUCGCCGUUGGUUUAGAAGCCAUGUACUCCAAGCAACCAUCAUCUCCUCCAGACACUGCUGUCUCUUAUGUUGCCAGAUACAAUGCUGAAAAAUGGAUUGCUUCUGCUCAAGUUCAAGCCCAAGGUGCCAUCAUCGCUUCUUUCUGGAGAAGAGUCACUGAUAAGGUUGAAGCUGGUUUAGAAACUCAAGUCGCCGCUACCAUGAAGCAAGUUGCUGAUCCAUUAAUGGGAACCAUUGGUUUUGAACCAGUCAUUGAAGGUCAAACCACCAUUGGUGCCAAGUAUGAAUAUAGAACUGCUGUUUUCAGAGGUCAAGUGGACUCCUUAGGUAAAGUCUCUGCAUUUUUAGAAAAGAGAAUCUUGCCUACUGUGUCUAUAUUAUUCAGUGGUGAAAUCGACCACAGCAAGAACAGUUCCAAGAUCGGAUUGGGUUUACAAUUUGAAGCUGCUGGUAAUGAACAAUUGAUGUUGAUGCAACAAGGUUUGGUUGAUGCUCAAGGUAACCCUGUUCCUGGAGCUCCUCAAGUUUAGAAAUUGGGAUAAAUAUUUUGUAUAUAAUAAAAAUUCUUAUAAAUAAAUACGAAAAAACGAGUCAAGAAUUUAGCCCCAUCCGAAUAAUCUUGCGGCAAAACUAGUAGUACGUGGAGGCGUAGGUUUUGAACUAAGCAUAUUAAAUAUUUCCUUGGAAUUAAGUUGGGUGGUUGCAGAUGUAGGAGCAACCGGUGCUGACGGAACUAACGGAUGGGCAAUGGCUGAGGAUCGUCGUGAUGAGAGCCUUGUUUGAUAAUCAUGGGGUAAUUUCGACAUACUUUUGGCUGAUUUCAAUUCCUCCCGUUCCUGAUUUCCAUGACGCACAGUAUUGUAAAUAUGAUUCAAGUCGUAGCUCCGAUAACUGUUCAUACUAUAGAUACUUCGUGACUUCGGUAUUCCUCUCGUAACAGGAGCAGUCGUGCGUUGUGGCGCUGGUGCCGGUGUAGGCUCCAUCCACCCACUUUCUUGUGUAUAUAAUUCACUAAUUGAACUUCGCCUUGAUCUUCCUUCGUGUACGAUUGAAUUAGCUCUGGUUGUAGCCUCGAGUGUUUGUUCGUAUUCAUCAAGAAGCGAAUCUAGAUCGGACUUGUUGUCAAUGUUGUUGUCUUGGGGUAUUGGUGGAUGAAACGGGUUGUAACUGGGAUUGACCCGCGGGGUAGGAUGGUGGAUAAGGUGGCUUGGUAUAGGAUCAUGUAACGCGAAACGGGGCGGACUUAUUGCUUCUUGUCGUGGGGAGAUUGGUGCUGAUGGUGGAGAUUCGGGUAUUGUGUCAUCAAGAGUGAAAUGUGAUUUGGCUUGAACGGGUGUUAGUUGCAGUGCUUGUACUAGAGUCUGUGGCAGGAUCAGGCGUUGUCCCAGAACAUACAAGUUUCGAUAUUGGGCAUACUUUUCAAACGUAGUUUCUAAUAGAUCCACCACGUUUGUUUCUUCUGUAGUUACACUCAACCUCCAAUAUCGUUCAGGAUUGACUAAUGGGAUUAUGAAUUGGUUAAAACUAGCACGAAGGAUCUUAAUCUUGGGCAACAAGGGAUAUAUGAAUGAUUUCCCGCAUGAUAAAUACGUCACAUCACCAUUAUGUAAUUGAAAUAUUUCAAUUUCACCUUGUGCAAGUAAUGUUCCGCUUGAGUUAUGUUUUAUCUGAUCAAGAAACUGAAUAAUUGUUCCUGUUUUGUACUUGAAUAGUGUUAGUUUGUGGGCAAUAUCAGGCAUGGAAAUAUCUGGUUCGACUUCUUGUGGAGGCGUAUGGCGUUUCAAUUGUUUAAGGAGGGUGACUGGGUGCGAUUUGUCAGAGUCAUCAUCGAGUUUAUGUCUCAUUAGGGUUUGUUGUCGAGGACUUGCCAAUACUGAA